Molecule: messenger RNA, 3370 nt
Organism: Zootoca vivipara (common lizard)
Lineage: Eukaryota; Metazoa; Chordata; Lepidosauria; Squamata; Lacertidae
Product: protein bicaudal D homolog 2
Biological process (GO): regulation of microtubule cytoskeleton organization; microtubule anchoring at microtubule organizing center; protein localization to organelle
Cellular component (GO): cytosol; Golgi apparatus
Molecular function (GO): cytoskeletal adaptor activity; dynactin binding; dynein complex binding
Source: RefSeq, a predicted model, not a curated record
GGGAAGCGGCAUUCUCAAAACGGAUUCGCGCAGAGAGAGGCCAACAAUUUUUUCCUUCUUGAGCUUGCAAAGCAGCUUUCUCGGCACUCUUCUGACUUGUUGCCAGUCACGCAGUAGGGUGGAGUUUCCCACCGUCUUUUGAGAUGCGUGAAAAAGCGAAAUAAGUGGUUAUUUAGAAGACGGGAGGGGGGAAGUAAGCCCUUCAAAAAUCCACAGCAGGGCAGUACUUUUUAUUGGGACCAACCAAAAUGUCGCAGAACAGUGAAGUUUCGAGAUCUCGGAAACGGGCAAGGUGUCACACAAAGCACCGGGUGGGGGAGAAAGUGUGGGGUUUUGUGGCUGGAGUACAGGAUCCGAUUUUAUUCUGUGGCUGGGAGCACAGCUAAAGGGGCAGCAUGCCAGCAGCCUCCAUGGCCCAAGAUCCAGAAAAGCUUCAAGCAGAGGUGGAGCGACUGGUGGCUGAGCUGCAGGAGGCAACCCGAGAAAAAGUCCAGGCUGCACAAUAUGGGCUGGCUGUCCUGGAGGAAAAUGGCGAGCUCAAGCAGCGCUGUGGUGAGCUGGAAGGCCAGUUGGAGGUGCUGCGCAUGGAGCUGGUCCACAUGAAGGAGGCUUUGGCAGAGUCCCACAGCAGUCACAAACGGGCAGCAGCUGACGGCGAGAGCCGAGAAGAAUGUCUGCUCAGAGAAACUGCUUCCAAAGAAGCCUGUCUGACUCAGACCAUUGAGGAGCUUCAGAACAAUGUAAAGCACCUGAGAUCCCAGCUGGACAACAAUGGGGUAGAAAAUGAGCGUAUUGGUGUGGCUCUGCGGGACUUGAGGAAGGAACGUCAAAUCCUAGAAUCCGAGAAGGCCAGGCUAUGUGAGGAGAUGAAACAGGUCAAGACGCGGGAGCUGUGUCAGUUGCAGGACUGUGCUGAGCUUGAAGAGGAGAACAUCUCCCUGCAGAAGCAGGUCUCCGUGCUCAAGAGCAGUCAGGUGGAGUUUGAGAGCAUCAAGCAUGCCCUUAGCUGCCGAGAGGAAGAGCUGGUGCUUGCUGGGACUCAGCUACUGGAGCUGGGUCGUCUCCGGGACCUGGCAGAACACCAGCUUCAGGAGGCACUAGAGGCUCUGCAGGCAGAGCGUGAGCAGAAGCAGGAAUUGCGGCGAGAGCUGGCCAUCAGCACAGGAGGGCGCCAUGACUCCCUAAGCAGCUUGCAAGCCAACCUGGAAGAGCUUAACCACAGCCGUGCAGAGGAGCAGGAUAGUGGCUUUGCCAAUGCCAGUAACAUUGGGAGCAUGGCUUCCACACCCCACAGCAUCCGGCCUGCACCUGGUCUUGUGGCAGACCUUUUCAGUGAGCUUAACUUGGCAGAGAUUCACAAACUGCAGCAACAGUUGCUCCAGGCAGAAAAUGAGAAGGCCUCGCUUGCCUCAGACCUGCAGGACCUUAAGAAACAGCUGAGCAGCACACAGGAGGCUCUAGCCCAGCAACAGCUGUGCAACAACCAGGAGGUGGAGCAGUUUCAGACCCUGGAUGCUGGCCCUAGCAGUGGCAGGGACCACCCAUCACCCUGUGAGAAGGAGCGCUUCCAUGAAGAGUUAGAAAAGGCCCAGCUGGCAGCCCGGCAGGAGAGGGAGGCAGCUGCUCAGUUAGAAAUGGAGCUGCGGGUUGCCCGAAGGAUGGCACGGGAGAGUCAGUCACGGCUGGCUCAGGCCCAGGAGGAGCUCCUGGGUUUUUCUGAGGAGAUGGCCGCUCUGUAUCAUCAUGUCUGUGCCUGCCACAGCAUCACCCCUCAGCGUGUUGUGUUGGACUAUUACCGGGAAGGUCGUGGAGCCCGGAGCAUGUGCAGAAGACGGUCCUCCCGAAAACCCCUGCUCACAGAAAUGGAGACAAGUAGCAGUGGGGACCAGUCCCCAGCCAGCAGCCCCAGUUCUCCCUGUGGGUUGGAGCCCCUCAAUGUGGCCAACCUGACUGCCAUCUUGCGAGAACAACUAAGGCACCUGCAGGUGGCGCUCUCCCUGGUGCAUCAGCAGGGCCUGAUGGGGCACAGUGCCGAACUGGAACGUGACAAGGAGGCGCUGGUGGAGGAGGUGCUGAAGCUGAAGUCCUUGCUGAGUACUAAGCGGGAGCAGAUCGCCACCCUGCGCACAGUACUCAAGGCCAACAAGCAGACAGCAGAGGCCGCCCUCUCAAACCUUAAAGGCCAAUUUGAAGGCGAGAAGGUGCUGGUGUCGGAGACCAUGGCCAAGCUGCGUCAUGAGCUGAAAGCCUUGAAGGAGGAUGCUGCUACUUUCUGCUCCCUACGUGCCAUGUUUGCCAGCAGGUUAGGAACAGGGGCAUCCCAGGGAGUUGUGUCUAUAGUAGAGAAGGGACAGAGGUUGAAGUGGGGCUGGGCUGGCAUUGAGCCUUUGAUCUACUGCUGCUCCUGUUUCAUGUUGGAAUUGUGCCACUAUCCUCACACGAGUGCUGAAACUGAGGACUUGCCAUGUAGAUUGGGAGAAUCAAGUAAUUGUUAUAUUGACUGGUUGUGGUCUAGGAAGGCUGGUUUCACACGAUACAGAGCUGGUUUCACACGAUACAGAGAGACAUGGAAAGCUGCUUAGACCCCAGUAGUCACACAAGAGAAGGAAGCUGCGGGGGGUGAGGUAAUGCUCUUUGAGGGGGUGCUGAAGUAAAACAGAACUCCAACUUGUGCAAUGUUAGUCAUAUUCUGUGACACCAAAUAUGUAGAGCCUAUAUAUUGCACAACAUAAAAGAAUUUUUCUUAGAUUCCUCAUAACUUGUUUUGACAGUUGGCCAAACUAUUCAUAUUAUUGAAGCCCUAUUCCUAUAGCUUCUGAGAUACAGUAUUGCCAGGCAUUGCUCGUGCCUUUUCCAAUAUACUUUCACAACCAUAAGGACUAGAAACCACCCUUAAUUUAAAGGGAGCCAAGAUUUCGGCAAGCAAUGAUUAGUGUCCAGUGGGAUAUUCCAUUCUUUUUCUGGCAUUUGAUGGGAACCUGAGUAUAUGUAAUUAAUUCAGCAGAGUUCUUCAUUUAAAUAAUGAAGACUUCAUUAAAACAUUGUUCUUCAUAAAAUAUAGUUUCAGAAACACAGGCUCGGUUAUAGAAACACAGAGGUGUUCUUGAUUGUCAGGUUACACAAACUGGACAGAGACUUGAGCCUGGAAUGGCAGUUACACUAUGGCAGUUGGGAUGUGACAUUUACAGCCUGCCUUGCUGUCCCUGCUCCCAUGUGUCUUUGUCACAUGACAUAUUCAUUCUUUUUCUGGCAUUUGAUGGGUAUAUAUACCUGAGUAUAUGCAAAGCACUGAGAGCUGGUGUAAGGCCUGCCCAGGGUUCUGUGGUAUUGAUCCUUUUUGACACUCGCCUUGAACUCACCACCUCCAUCU